CUGCAUGGUGCCUGUUUCAGCAGUGUACCUUGGCAUUAGGACAGCCAUUCUGCACACUCUGCUCCUCUAGCAAGAGGGAUCGUACUUUGUCUUCCCAGAACUUGGCACUAGGGUUUGAGUUGAGAUGUAAAUGUUCCUGUAUAUUCAGUUGUUAUUAUGUAUUGCCUGAAUGCAGCUCUAGAGCUUCUGCUUCUGAUGGGAAAGAAGCAGAAAUACCAUUCUUGCAGUACUUACCUGAAGCUGGAAUUUAAUUUUUUCUACUUCUGGUACUGGUGUUUACCUUGGCACCUUUCUGGUUAGGCAGAGGGAAGUCAAGUCACUGAAGACAAGAUGCAGUCUGCUCCUCUUUCACAUUGGGAAGGAUACUGAGGUAAUAAAAUUCCAAGUUGAACGGGACCUGCAGUAGGGAAACUUCUGCAUGCUUUCUUCUGAUCUUGAAAGGUAUUGGGACUUAUGGGAUGUGACUUUGAUCCAUUUCCUAAGUGCACAGAGCAGUUAUCUGCACAUGGAUGGAGAGGCAAGAGAUUCCAUUUGCAGCCCAAAACAAUUGUCUUGAGAUGUAGGUGGCUGGGGUCUGCUGUUUGCUUUCCUUAUUAACCUGAAGACUGAACUCUCUUAAGAUUCUUAAAGUGCUUUUUACUUUUAUUAUUAAUAUUAUCAGCAUUUUACAUUGCUCCCCCCCCCCCCCCCCCCCCCCCCCCGUUUUCCCAGUUAGUUGGCUUCUCCGGUUCAGUAAUGGUAGGCUCCAUGUGUUGUAGGUCCCAUGAUUCCAUGACACUGUGGGAUGAUGACCCAGGAGCCAGGCAAUGGUUAAGGCUGCCUAUUUAUGGCCUACAGUGGGUACCCUCUACGUUAUCUUUGCGGAUGGAGAUGGGCAUGGCUGACGUCAAGAAAGGAUGUGUUGGCCGAAGGAGGAGGUGCUGUGGAGCCAGGAUGAUCAUCUUUUGGCUCUGACAAACAGAACAGACCAGAACAAAAUCAUAAGACCGGAACCUUGAAGCAUACCAGGCCCAAAAAUUAAGACUCAUUUGAACAGGAAAUGCAACCCCCCUGCAUAUGUCAAUAAGGUUAAUGAAGUACGUGCUAUCACACAUGACUAUGUUACUCAGCUCUCCAGUUCGAUCACGCCAUACAUAAAAGGAGGAGGAGGAGACCAUCGGGCUGUAUAUAAGGAGGGUAGAAACUUCAUUGAAGUACAGGGAAGACCCAAAAAGACCUCAGGAACAGUCAACAGACUACUCUCCUCUCUCUCAUCCCAAGCAGGAACGUCUUCGUGAUCCACCUGUCAUGUUAAAGCAGUCACCUAUCGCUGGGGGCUUAUCUCCCCCCGAGUGUGCUACUCAAGAAAUCCAGGAUAUCACCAACCAGGUGAAAGUACAACUUAGAGUCAGGGUAAAUGAGAGAUAUGACCUCUUUAGAGCCAUACUCUACAGGACUCAAGUAGUUGCUGGGAUAAUGUACUUCAUUAAGGUCCAAGUUGCUGAUACUGAAUAUGUCCACUUAAAGGUGCUUGCGGGCCCUCGUCCAGAGAAUGUAUAUCCUGCCCUUGUCAGUUUUCAGACUGGCAAGACCAGAGAUGAUCCUCUGGACUACUUCUGAGACACGAUGAGGGCAGUGCUUCACUUCUAGAAGUCACAUGGGGGUUCUGACCAUGACAGUAAAUGCAUGAAAAUAAAAUAAGGCUUGAAAGCU
Corapipo altera (White-ruffed manakin) is the source of this 1692-nucleotide messenger RNA. RefSeq names its product cystatin-A-like. Gene Ontology annotation, cellular component: cytosol. Bases 1288 to 1599 code for a protein of 103 amino acids. The record is from RefSeq and is a predicted model, not a curated record. The transcript has 4 exons. Lineage: Eukaryota; Metazoa; Chordata; Aves; Passeriformes; Pipridae. Gene Ontology annotation, molecular function: cysteine-type endopeptidase inhibitor activity.